Leptinotarsa decemlineata (Colorado potato beetle) is the source of this 4216-nucleotide messenger RNA. RefSeq names its product Dystrophin (gene Dys). NCBI's taxonomy places the organism in Eukaryota, Metazoa, Arthropoda, Insecta, Coleoptera, Chrysomelidae. Gene Ontology annotation, molecular function: protein binding; zinc ion binding. Gene Ontology annotation, biological process: synaptic signaling. The record is from RefSeq and is a predicted model, not a curated record. Gene Ontology annotation, cellular component: plasma membrane.
GUCAUCCAAUUGAGGUUAAUUGGUUAAUUAAAAGAUUCAAAAUUUUUAUAAAAUCCUGAAUGAAAACAUAACAUAUAAUGAAGUGGAAUAAUCUUUUGGCCUAUAUUUGUGUACGGGGUGAGAACAAAAAACACGACAGGUGCGCGGUCAUCAACCUACAUUGAUCUGUGCUGAGGUCGGCUGGCUGAGGUAAUCGCCCUGAUGUUAACAUUUCACCAUGUACGGUGGUGUAUUACACCAAAUAUGGACUAGAACGGAAUCAAUUUGAAUACUUUAACAAUUCAAGACCACGUAGGAAAUUAUUGCCUAAAACUGAGUUUCCUGUGAUGUGAUGUUACAAAAUCAGAUCCUAAAGCCUCGUGUGUGUACGAGGGUAUUUAAAAAUAACUUUUUUCAAGUUCAAAAUUUUCUUCAAGUUGUAAUUUGUCAAGCAUAUCAGUAUAUUUCUAAGUGUGGUUGAACUAAUUUAUUCAGUGUUCAGAGCCCAUAAUCUCUUGUCUGCCGUUAGAACCGUUGAAAAUGCAUAAGAAAGAAGAGAAUUUUGACCAGAAAAAACUGGAUUUGGAAGUAUGGCUUCAGCGAAUGGAAUCCAGAUUAGCUGGAAUGGCCCCUGUAGGCCAUACUGCUGACGUUUUGGAGGUACAACUGCGAGAGCAGAAAGGCUUGCAUGCAGAACUCCACCAGUUCAAAGCACAAAUAGAACAUUUUCAACAGUUGACUCAGAGAUUGAUUACAGCACAUCAACAUGAAGAUACAAGUCGUUACAAAAAGGCUGCCGAAUACAUAAACCAACACUACCAUCGACUAGAUGCUUGUAUUAUCAAUCGGGGAAAGCUCCUUCAUUCUGCUCUGAGUUCCCUUCAAAAUCUUGAUCGUUCAAUGGAUAAGUUUCUAGCAUGGCUCAGUGAAGCUGAAUCAGUUGUGGAGACUUUAGAAGGUGAAACUGAAUCAAGAAGGGCAGCUCAUCAGCUGAAGGAACUUCAGGUUGAUAUUGAAAGACAGGCACAGACACACCAGGCUUUGAGAAACUCGAGUUUGGCGCUUUUAGGCUCUCUUGCUCCUGAAGAUGCAUUAAUGUUGCAGUUGAGAGGAGAUGAAAUGGAAAGAAGAUGGCAAUCGAUUUGUACUAGAACCUCGGACCUUCGCAAUCGACUUGAACACAAUGCUGACUAUUGGAAUGCUCUUUUGUUAUCCCUACGGGAACUUACCGAAUGGGUUAUUCGAAAGGACACGGAACUUGGACUAGCGGCAAGGCAAGAUGACCACAGAGCUUUCAGGCAACAACUUGAAGACAAGAGGCCAUUAGUAGAGGCUAGUUUAAGAAGUGCCAGACAAUUUGUAGCUGGAGAUCCUUCUGGGGAGUUGGCAAGGAAUUUGAGGAGAGAGUUAGUCAAAUUGUCGGACAAAUGGAAUGCUCUCAUUGAUAAAAGUGAUCAGUUGGCUACAAGAUUUGAACAAAAUUCCAUUAAACUGAAGCAGCUCACUAUGAGCUUGGAAGAGGCAUCAUCUGCAGUAACACGACUUGAACGGGCUACGUUGAGUUGGAGUGGUCCGCGUAGUUCUGCUGAAGCAAGGGAGCUCCUUUGCAACCUCAGAACAUUAGAGCAACAAUUGCCAUCCUUACAGAGAUCUUUGGAAGAAGCCAGAAUACAAGCUGCAAAUAUAGGAAAUGCUCUGCCCAAUAACCUUUCCGCUCAACUAGAGGACUGUACUGCAAGGUGUAGGGCUCUUCAAGCAGCUAUAAGAGAGCGGAGGGAUCAGUUGACCAGUAGCACCCAAGGUGAGAUUUCUCCCGGACCCUCAAGUGUGCAGCCUCCUUGGGAACGGGCCAUCACUCCUAACAAAGUUCCCUACUACAUCAACCACAGUACUGAAACCACCCACUGGGACCAUCCUCAGAUGCUUGAACUCGCUGUUUGCCUGCUCCAGCUUAAUGAAGUACGCUUUUCCGCAUAUCGGACUGCUCUCAAACUCCGUUCCAUUCAGAAAAAGCUUUGUCUUGAUUUAGUUACUAUUAGCUCUUCUUCUGAAGCAUUCGACCUCCAUGGAUUGAGAGCACAAAACGACAAAAUUCUUGAUGUAGCUGAUAUGGUGUUAGUUCUCAGAGCUAUUUUUGGAAAUGCUGCUGCAUUAGAGCCGAAUGUUGUGGAUGUGCCGCUUUGUGUGGAUUUGGCUCUCAAUUGGUUGUUGAAUGUAUAUGACAGUCAGCGAACGGGCCAAUUGAGAGUUCUCAGUUUCAAAGUAGGAUUAACUCUUCUGUCGAAGGGUCAUCUAGAAGACAAGUAUCGUUAUCUCUUCCGUCUCAUAGCAGACCCCCAGCAAAAAGCUGAUCAAAGAAAACUAGGCCUGCUGCUCCAUGAUAUUCUUCAAGUGCCUCGACAACUUGGAGAAGUGGCCGCAUUCGGUGGCUCAAAUAUUGAACCUAGUGUGAGGAGUUGUUUAGGGGAAAGAGAAGAUUUGGAAGUAACUCAUUUUUUAGCUUGGUUGAAGCAAGAGCCACAGUCGCUGGUAUGGCUACCAGUCCUCCAUCGUUUGGCAGCGGCAGAGACGGCUAAGCAUCAAGCCAAGUGCAACUCUUGCAAGCAGUACCCUAUCGUUGGCCUGCGCUAUCGCUGUCUGAAAUGCUUCAACUUUGACAUGUGCCAGAACUGUUUCUUUUCGGGAAAGCUUACAAAGGGACACAAACUGACCCACCCGAUGCAUGAAUAUUGCGCCGCUACGUCCUCCAUAGAAGACAUGAGAGACUUCACGAAAGCACUUAAAAACAAAUUCAAGAGCAAACGGUAUUUCACUAAACAUCCAAGGGUGGGGUAUUUGCCGGUGAGAUCGGUGCUGGAAGGAGAUGAGUUGGAAAGUCCGGUGGCAUCUCCGCAACAUAACGAUAUGCAUUCUAGACUAGAAAUAUAUGCCAGUCGACUUGCGGAAGUAGAACUUCGAGCGGCUUCUCCUGAAGAUGAACAUCGUCUUAUUGCUGAUUACUGCCAAUCACUAGAUGGAGUUCCUGCUAGUCCAGGUCAGCUGAUGUUGGUUAUCGAUGAAGAACAAAGAGCCGAAUUACAAGAGAUGAUCAGAGAGUUGGAAAAUGAAAAUCAGGCGCUGCUGCAAGAAUAUGAACAGUUGCAGAGAGGCAGUGCCCCACAUCCUCAGCCUCAACCGCAGCAUGAUGUCUUAGCAGAAGCAAGGUUGUUGAGACAACACAAGGGUCGUUUGGAAGCACGCAUGCAAAUCCUAGAAGACCACAACAGACAGCUGGAAGCUCAACUUCAACGUCUUCGACAACUGUUGGAUGAACCUCCUACAUCCACUUUGCAGACUAGGAGCGUUACUGCUUCUCAACUCAAUCAAGAUAUACCUGGUAGAAUAAAUCAACCUCCUCCUCCAGCCGAUCAUCGUUAAAAGUAGCCCGAGUAGAAUUAAUUAUAUGAGAUAUUUGACUGACCCGCGCAGCGAAAUUAUUGGUCAUUUGACAAACGUAACUGAUAAGUUUGCUUUAAUCUAAUAGAAAUAUAUGUCCAGCGAUGAUGUAUACUAUGUAAGUCUGAUUAUGAAACAUUCUACUGCAUUGGAGGAGUAUUCACAGUUAAGAGAAUGAUACUAAAUUUAUAAAUGACAAUCGUGGAGCCAGAUUUGAUUCUCAGGUGGUAUUAUUAUUUUCCAUUUCACUUUUGAAAUGGUUUCGAUUGCAAUUGAUCUCGAUCAGCUAUACCUGCCCACAGAUAUAUUAUAUUUACCCCAAAUAUAUUAAUGAUAUUUGCCUAAGUAAUAAAAAUUUGUUGAAUUCCUGUGGUGAGUCAACUGUUCCCAGUAAAAGUUGUUGGAACUGUUUUUCUAGAAGCUUUUUGAAGUUGCCUCAAUAGAUUAGAAGACUGCUUGUACUUCCUCUGCUAGAGAAUUGUUCAAACUCCAUAUCAGAUUGUGGGGUCGGGAAAUUUGCAGUUUGUAUGAUAUAACAAGCUUGAAUAUGACCUUGACCUCAACAAUCCCAAAUGUCUCGAAAAAAGAUUUCGAAGCCAUUUUUUCACUACAGUCCGUAUUUGGUUGAUCGAUAAAUGGUGGUCUAGGUAAUUGUGGUGGCAUAUAAUCUAAAGAAUCCAUAUCAAUAUACACAUCAUGUUUGUUAUGUUUAGUAGCUAGUGAAGCCUAGAUAUUUAUUUUGUUAAUGUUGAUAUAAGUUGGCGACAUAUUGAUAAGCAUACAAUUAAAUAAUAUUAUUCAG